Molecule: messenger RNA, 1931 nt
Organism: Echinops telfairi (small Madagascar hedgehog)
Lineage: Eukaryota; Metazoa; Chordata; Mammalia; Afrosoricida; Tenrecidae
Gene: FEN1
Product: flap structure-specific endonuclease 1
Exons: 2
Coding region: 152-1294 (380 amino acids)
Cellular component (GO): nucleus
Molecular function (GO): DNA binding; 5'-3' exonuclease activity; magnesium ion binding
Source: RefSeq, a predicted model, not a curated record
GAGACGGCGGCGCGGGAGGCUGCCUGCGACACCCCCUGAGGAAAUUGUGAGGUUUGGGGACCGUCCCGGGCCGCGUCCUCUGUCGAUACCAGACCAACCGUUAGCUGCCCAGGCCGUGGGCAAAGCCCAGUUGCCCUGCCUCUCUGCUGCCAUGGGAAUUCAAGGCCUGGCCAAAUUGAUAGCUGAUGUGGCCCCCAGCGCCAUCCGGGAGAAUGACAUCAAGAGCUACUUUGGCCGCAAGGUGGCCAUCGAUGCCUCCAUGAGCAUCUAUCAGUUCCUGAUCGGUGUUCGGCAGGGUGGUGAAGUGCUGCAGAAUGAAGAGGGUGAGACCACCAGCCACCUGAUGGGCAUGUUCUACCGCACCAUCCGCAUGAUGGAGAACGGCAUCAAGCCAGUAUAUGUCUUUGAUGGCAAGCCACCGCAGCUGAAGUCGGGCGAGUUGGCCAAGCGCAGCGAGCGGCGGGCUGAGGCGGAGAAGCAGCUGCAGCAGGCUCAGGCCACCGGGACAGAGGAAGAGGUGGAAAAGUACACCAAGCAGCUGGUGAAGGUCACCAAGCAGCACAAUGACGAGUGCAAGCAGUUGCUGAGCCUCAUGGGCAUCCCGUACCUCGACGCCCCCAGCGAGGCCGAGGCCAGCUGUGCCGCCCUGGUGAAGGCUGGCAAAGUCUACGCUGCGGCCACCGAGGACAUGGACUGCCUGACCUUCGGCAGCCCCGUGCUCAUGCGGCACCUGACUGCCAGCGAGGCCAAGAAGCUGCCCAUCCAGGAAUUCCACCUGAGCCGGGUCCUGCAGGAGUUGGGCCUAAACCAGGAGCAGUUUGUGGAUCUGUGCAUCCUGCUGGGCAGUGACUACUGUGAGAGCAUCCGGGGCAUCGGGCCCAAGCGGGCCGUAGACCUCAUCCAGAAACACAAGAGCAUUGAGGAGAUCGUGCGCCGGCUUGACCCCAGCAAGUACCCUGUGCCCGAAAACUGGCUCCACAAACAAGCCCACCAGCUCUUCCUGGAGCCCGAAGUGCUGGACCCAGAGUCUGUAGAGCUGAAGUGGAGCGAGCCCAACGAAGAAGAGCUGGUCAAGUUCAUGUGUGGCGAAAAGCAGUUCUCCGAGGAGCGAAUCCGCAAUGGGGUCAAGAGGCUGAGCAAGAGCCGCCAGGGCAGCACCCAAGGCCGCCUGGAUGACUUCUUCAAGGUGACAGGCUCCCUCUCUUCGGCGAAGCGCAAGGAGCCAGAACCCAAGGGAUCCGCCAAGAAGAAGGCAAAGACUGGGGCCACGGGGAAGUUCAAAAGGGGCAAAUAAGAGAUGGAUUUAUACCCAUUAUACCUCCUGGCUCCCCAAAUAGCUGCCUUGUCAUUACUCCUAGGAGCUAGAGCCACCUCCAUUUGGUGGGGAGGGACCUUGUGGCUUCUCUGGCGCGUUCUUUCUCAGUAGCUUCCUCUUUUUGACUUGACCACAGGCAGGAAGGCUACUGGUUGCUUUGUGUGCUUUGUUUGUUCAGCAAAGUGUGUCAGGCACAAACCACUGCUGGCCCCUUACUGGACCGUGACAUCCAUUGUGAUGUGAAAGUGAUGGGGACACGUUUUUUUAUGAAAGGAGAGGGAGAUGGGUGGGCAGGCAAGGCUGUAGAGAAAUUAUUUCCUCGCUGAUCAACUAGAGGCUGAUGGGAGGUGAUAUCGGAACCAGACUGCUACUCCCCGACUUCAGCCUUGAUCUCAUCCAAACAAUAGCCACCAGAGACCAAGGCUUCACCGAUUGCGGAAAGAGUUCCUGAGAAAGAAGACGAACAGACCAGGGGUCCUGGCGUUGGUAGCAAGGGUUGGGUUGCUGGUAGCAGAUCUUCAGAAUGGGCCGGAACUUGAACCUGUUUGUCAAUUGAGCCUUAGAGCAAUAAGGAGUUGAUCUGAGGCAAUAAACUAAUUUAGACUUUGGAAUAAAA